CUUGGUAAAAGUGGAUGUAUCUAUUUGUUGGGAAAGAAGGUAUAUUUUGGUCAGAAGUGUUCUUGUCCGACUAUUACAUCAUUUUUGAACAUGAGUGAAGCUUUAAUGUUUGUUAACAUGCCGCUGACUGUAUUUGCGGAUGAUGAUUUUAAAUACAUGGAUGAAGAGAUAGAUGUAUUAAAAUGCUGGGAAACUUUAUUCGACAAUCCUUCAUCAAGUGAUCUCACAAUACAAGUGGAAGGGCAACCCAUACAUGUUCAUAAAGCUAUUUUGAAGAAACGUAGUUCAUAUUUCAAAACCAUAUUCCAAGAUGACUCAGUGAAAAAUCAAAUAAAAAGAAAGAAAAAAGAAAAAGAUGUCAUCGAGCAUUUUGAAUAUUCUUAUAUCGUAUAUAAAGCUUUCCUGAAAUACUUAUAUACUGAUAUAGUCGAUCUAUCUGUGAAGGAAUUACUAAAGCUAUUGGAUUUAGCUAUCGCAUAUUGUGAGAACAAGCUUGAGAAAUAUUGUAGGCUGGAAAUAAAACGAAAAACUACCGUAUGAAAUGUAGCCUUUACUUAUAGCACUACAAUAUAAUAAAAUAUGAUAAGAAGGUAACACUUUGCAAGAUUAUUAGAAUUUUGCUGUAAGUUUGCUCUGAAACAUGAAGCAGAUGUGAUACGGACGGAAUCUUUCGAUCAAUUAGAUAAAGAAAUUCGAGAUGACUUUUCAAUUAAAAUAAAUAAAC
Camponotus floridanus (Florida carpenter ant) is the source of this 724-nucleotide messenger RNA. Its product is annotated as RCC1 and BTB domain-containing protein 1-like. NCBI's taxonomy places the organism in Eukaryota, Metazoa, Arthropoda, Insecta, Hymenoptera, Formicidae. Bases 91 to 540 code for a protein of 149 amino acids. The record is from RefSeq and is a predicted model, not a curated record. The transcript has 5 exons. Gene Ontology annotation, molecular function: protein binding.